Molecule: messenger RNA, 786 nt
Organism: Cherax quadricarinatus
Lineage: Eukaryota; Metazoa; Arthropoda; Malacostraca; Decapoda; Parastacidae
Source: RefSeq, a predicted model, not a curated record
AUGGAACCAGCUGAAGAUCACGAAAACGGUUGGAGAGGCAGCAACAAACGAGAAACGGAAGACUACCGUGGAACUUCCAACCCAUUCUUCGGUGCUCCUGACGAUGUGAGUGUUUCUACUGGGAACUGCCACAACGAGCACAAGGAAGCAGGGCAGACGAAGGUGUAUGGUUUACUUUCUGCUCAACUGGUCAUCACCUUCGGCAUUGUCGCCAUCUUCAUCUGGGUGCCGGAGGUAAAAACAUUUGCCAAGACGAACACAGCAGUGUUUUGGUCUGCCUUCGGCCUCAUGUUUGCCUGGCUCCUCAUCCUUCUUUGCUGUGGUGACCUGAAGAGGAAGACUCCUUACAGCUACAUCGCUUUGGUCAGCUUCACCAUCUGCCAGGUUCUGCUGGGUUGUAUCGCUGCAUACUACGAGGCCACGGAGGUGGCAGCAGCCAUUGGUAUCACUAUUGCAGUGACUUUGGCGCUCACCAUAUUUGCCUUCCAGACCAAAUGGGACUUCACUGUAUUAGCCGGGCAUCUGUUAGUGCUGUUUGUCUGUCUCCUCACGUUUUCCAUUUUUGCGGUAAUCUUCAGGAGCAGGGUGCUGAGACUGCUAUAUGCUUCCCUGGGAGCUCUAUUUUUCUCACUGUAUUUAGUAAUCGACACUCAGCUCAUCCUAAGAGGCAGACACAUGCUGGCCUUCACAUCUGGAGAAUACGUGUUUGCCACACUCAAUUUAUACCUGGACGUAGUUAACCUCUUCAUGUUUAUUCUCAUAUUUUUUUCAGGCAGCACAGAUUAA